Molecule: messenger RNA, 130 nt
Organism: Ambispora gerdemannii
Lineage: Eukaryota; Fungi; Glomeromycota; Glomeromycetes; Archaeosporales; Ambisporaceae
Source: the annotation of a GenBank genome assembly
AUGAAUGUUGGAACCAGUCGAGAGAAUCGACAAGAGAAAGUUGAUGACACUCAAGGAGUAGAUAAAACCCAAUUGCGAGAUCACAAAAUCAGGGACAUCUUCCACUCAAGUGGUCAAUCAACCGGUAAAG